This is a messenger RNA of Colletotrichum karsti, 516 nucleotides long. RefSeq lists its product as uncharacterized. The transcript has a single exon. Lineage: Eukaryota; Fungi; Ascomycota; Sordariomycetes; Glomerellales; Glomerellaceae. Bases 1 to 516 code for a protein of 171 amino acids. The record is from RefSeq and is a predicted model, not a curated record.
AUGGCCCCCAUCACCCUCACUGAGGACCAGCUCCAAAGCUUGCGCUCUCUUCCUGCCAACGACUACACCAUGGCCUCUUCCCAAGCUGCCGCGCCUAACAGCGCCGGCCAGACCCCUGUCACCGCUUCCACCGACGUUUCUCAGACCGAUUACUUCGGCCCUUCCUCUCAGAGCUCCGCGACCAACUCCUCGCGCACCUCCGCCGAGAUCCAGCGCCCUGCCGUCACCAGCGCUCCGGUGAAGCCCAAGGCCGCCAACCCUCUCCCGCCUCUGUCGCGCGACUUCCCCAAGCCCACCGAGGAAAUCGACGUCGCCGAGGCCCUUUCUCGCAAGCCCGGCCGCUGGAGCAUCCAGGGCACCAUCACUGCCAAGAACGCCCGCGUCUUCCCGCCUGUCGACGAGGAGAAGGAGAAGGCCAAGCGCCAGCAGAAUCUCGCCGAUGUCAAGAAGAGCCUGUUUGCCGCCAAGGACUCCCUCAAGGACAUCCCCAUGCCUGCUCCCAAGAACAACUUCUAA